AUGGCAGACGCGCCGAACACCCAGGACGAGCUGUACCCCAUCGCCGUCCUCAUCGACGAGCUAAAGCACGACGAUGUCCUCCUGCGUCUCAAUGCCAUCCACCGCCUCUCUACCAUCGCCCUCGCCCUCGGCGCCGAGCGCACGCGAGAGGAGUUGAUUCCCUUCCUCGACGAGUCUGUCGAGGACGAGGAUGAGGUGCUAGUUGCUCUGAGCGGCGAGCUUGGCAACUUCAUCGAAUACGUCGGUGGUGCCCAAUGGGGCCACGUCCUGCUCUCCCCUCUCGAGAACCUCGCUGCCAUCGAGGAGCCCGUCGUGCGGGACAAGGCCGUCGAAUCCCUCAACAAGAUCUGCGAGGAGCUGUCCUCUCAACAAGUCGAAGAAUACUUCAUCCCUUUGACGGUCCGUCUGUCAAAAGCAGACUGGUUUACCUCUAAGGUCUCCGGCUGCGGCCUUUACACAACUCCCUACAAGAAGGUGUCCCCCGGCGUCCAAGAAGAGCUCCGAAAGCAGUUCGGCCAGCUCGUCCACGAUGAGACGCCUAUGGUCAGACGCCAGGCUGCAACGAACCUAGCAAAGUUUGUCAAGGAGAUGCCAGCUGCUGUCGUUGUUGAAGAGAUGAUACCCCUUUUCCAGCACCUCGCUCAGGACGACCAGGACUCCGUUCGAUUACUCACCGUCGAGAUCCUUAUCUCUAUCGCCGAAGUCGUUCCCAAGGAGCAACAGUCAAGUCACGGUGUUCUCCUCACCUCCCUGCGGAAUCUGAUCGAGGACAAGAGCUGGAGAGUCCGGUAUAUGAUUGCAGACAGAUUUGAGAAGAUUUCCAAGGCAGUUGAUGAGGAGGUUGUUUCAAGAGACUUGGUGCCUUCGUUUGUCAAGCUCCUGAAGGACAACGAAGCUGAAGUUCGAACCGCGAUUGCUGGACAAAUACCUGGAUUCUGCGCUCUCGUCGACAGAACUGUUCUUCUCAACGACAUCAUGAGCAGCGUCGAGGACCUCGUUUCCGACACGUCUCAGCACGUCAGAGCCGCCCUCGGAACCCAGAUUAGUGGCCUUGCACCCAUUUUGGGCAAGCAAGAAACGAUCGAUCACCUUUUGCCCAUGUUUUUGCAGAUGCUGAAGGACGAGUUUCCCGAAGUCCGCCUUCACAUCAUUUCAAAGCUUGAGCUUGUCAACCAGGUUAUCGGUAUUGACCUGCUCUCGCAAUCUCUACUCCCCGCCAUUGUCCAACUUGCCGAAGAUAAGCAAUGGCGCGUGAGGCUGGCUAUCAUCGAGUACAUCCCUCUGCUUGCCAGUCAGCUGGGUGUCAAGUUCUUCGACGAAAAGUUGAGCAACCUUUGCAUGAGCUGGCUUGGCGACACAGUCUUCUCCAUCCGCGAGGCAGCUACGCACAACUUGAAGAAGCUGACUGAGGUUUUCGGAGUUGAAUGGGCGAGUGAGGCGAUCAUUCCCAAGGUUAUGGCUAUGGGCAACCACUCCAACUACCUUUACCGCAUGACGACCUGCUUUGCCAUCACUACUCUUGCCUCGGUUGUAAGCAUGGAAGUCAUCGCCGACAAGAUCCUGCCGAUGCUUGACAAGCUCGUUGAUGAUGAAAUUCCCAACAUCCGCUUCAAUGUCGCGAAGACAUACGGCGUUCUCAUUGACGUUCUGCGCCGCUUGCCGGACGAGGGCACUAUCUCUUCGCUGGAGAAGGAGGGUACCAGCUUCAGCCCGUCCCCCAGAGGUAUGGAGCUGAUCCAGUCGCGCGUCAUCCCUAAGCUCGAGAAGCUGCAAAAGGAUGAUGACGUUGACGUGCGGUACUUUGCGACAACGUCGGCGAACAGCGUAUCUGGAUCUGCUGGCGAGCCUAUGAAUACAUCACCAUAG
Colletotrichum truncatum is the source of this 1866-nucleotide messenger RNA. RefSeq names its product Protein phosphatase PP2A regulatory subunit A. The record is from RefSeq and is a predicted model, not a curated record. Gene Ontology annotation, biological process: protein dephosphorylation. NCBI's taxonomy places the organism in Eukaryota, Fungi, Ascomycota, Sordariomycetes, Glomerellales, Glomerellaceae. Gene Ontology annotation, cellular component: protein phosphatase type 2A complex; cytoplasm. Gene Ontology annotation, molecular function: protein phosphatase regulator activity.